GCCAAGCGCGGAGCCGAGGAGGGCGCGCACCUCCUGGAGGCACAGGAGGCCGACCGCGCCGCCGAGGCCGAGGAGGCGGACAGGCUCUGGGCCAAGCGGGAGGCGGAUCGCAGGGCCGAGGAGGAGGAGGAGGCCAGGCGGAAGGAGGCCGAGCUGCAGGCCGAGGCGGCCAGGCUGAGGGCGAACGAGGAGGCCGAGCGCAGGGCCGCGGAGGAGCGGGCCAGGCUGAGGGCCGAGGAGGAGAGGGAGGCAGCGCGCGAGGCCGAGGAGGCCAGGCGAAGGGCCAGACAGGAGGCCGAGCGCAAGGCUGGGGAGGACGCCCGGCUGGAGGCUAAGGCCGAGGCCGAGCGCAGGGCCGAGGCGGCACAGGCCACCAGGGCUGCGGCGCGCCCCGCUGCGGCUAAGCAGGCCGCUGCGCCGAAGCCGGCCGUGCCCUCCGUGGGCGCCGCCGCGGCGGCCGCCACGGCGGCCGUGGCGAAGGCCGCGACGGCCGCUGCGGGCCCCACCAGCGGGCCGCCGGCACUGGCGGAGCCCAAGGACCGAGGCCUCCUGGCGCCAGCGGCUCAGCCCCCGCGACCGACUGGCACUGCACCCAGGGCGACCGCGGCCAAAGCCGGUCGGCCACCGCCGCAGGAGACGAGGCGCUCCGCAAGGCCGCCCGCCUGGACGCCGAGCAGCAGGCGAGGCAGGCGAUACAGCGGCGCAAGGCGGAGGACGAGGAGCGCGCGAGGGCGUGCGCCGAGGUGUCCGCGAGGGCGGAGGAGGCGCUGCGGCGGGCGAAGGAGCGCGCAUCGGCCCCGUGGUGGUGGAACAUCGACCCAUCGCCAUCCCCUCGGACGCGCCCGCGCCGGCGCCGGCCUCCGCAGCGGAGGCGCCCAGCGGCUCGGACUCGGGCUCGGACUCAGACUCCGAGGUGGACGAGAUCGCCCUCCGAGCGGAGGAGGCUCUGCGCAAGGCCAUGGAGGAGGAGCAGGCGCUGCUCCGGGGCGAGGACGAGCUGAUCUACCGGCCCGCGCCCGCGCCCCCCCCCCCAUGCCCAAGCUCGGCCUCGGGGCGCUGCCAGCUGCCUCCGCGGAGGGCGCCCUGGACACCGCGCGGGAGGCGGAGCGAGAGCUGCAGGAGGCUCUGCAGACGGCGCGGACGCUGGAGCGGCAGCGCGAGGAGCGCGCCGCGGGCGGCGGGGAGCUGGCGAAGGCUCUGCAGAGGAUCGAGGGAGAGGCAGGCGUCGGAGGCGGCCGGCGCGACGUUCACGAGCCCGCGGCCCUGAGCGUCCGGGCGCCCCGCGCGGGUGGCCCUGUCGCGGGCGCUCGCCCCUGUCGCGGGCGUCUCUCUCUCUCUCUGUCUCUCUGUCUCUCUCUCUCUCUCUUCGGGAUUCUCGAUGUUAUCCUCACCCGAUGUUAUCCUCGUCCUGGCUUCGUCUUUCAGCGCGAGGUGCCAAACGCUUGA
Prorocentrum cordatum is the source of this 1446-nucleotide messenger RNA. The record is from the annotation of a GenBank genome assembly. Lineage: Eukaryota; Dinophyceae; Prorocentrales; Prorocentraceae.